Triticum aestivum (bread wheat) is the source of this 1327-nucleotide messenger RNA. RefSeq lists its product as uncharacterized. Bases 197 to 1216 code for a protein of 339 amino acids. NCBI's taxonomy places the organism in Eukaryota, Viridiplantae, Streptophyta, Magnoliopsida, Poales, Poaceae. The transcript has 2 exons. The record is from RefSeq and is a predicted model, not a curated record.
UCGAACUCAAGCCUUGGCCCUCUUGGAGGUUGUCCUUAUUGGGUGAUCUGGAGUUGAGCAAAUUAUUUAUGGUCCUUCACAUUCCUUCGGCAGUUUCAAGCAAUAUUCCUGAAUGUUUGAUCGCAUCACCAAGGUCGCAGUCAGUGCCACUACUGCCAUUGCUUGAGGAAGCUCUUGUAAUCCAUUGGAAAAUUUCAUGGCCAGUUCAUUUUUCAGUCAGUGCCACUACUGUCAAUGCAACUUGUCUUUCGGUGCUAACUACUUUGAGAAGCUUGGAAUUCCAAGACACUUAAUUAGAUUAAUAUCUUGGGGCAUCCAACGACUGCAAGAAUUGUUGAACUACACUACAUUAUCUGAGGAAUUCCUUGUCAGUUUUGUUGUGCCCAUCUACUGGCCUGAUACCGCUCUUAUGCUAUAUGGGUUUGAGCUGCGGCAAUGGAAGAUUGCUUACUCUUUUAGUGAUGCAUUAUCAGAUUCAGCACGCGUUCAGUGGAAAAUGGCUUGGUCACUCUGCUAUGCAUGUUCUGUUAUUGGCAAUGGCAACAUCUCGAGGCGAAGCAUAUAUGAUUAUGGAACAAAAUUGAGAAAAGGCAAAGAUUGUUUGCUGCUCAUUAAUGAUCUAUCCCUGUCGGCUGGGAUAUUGUUUGCACUGGAGUAUGCUGAAUUUCAAGCAGCCUUGAUAGCUAAUUGUGUUGUUAUCAGAUCGCUCGGUGUUGCCACAACCAAUGGGUUCUUACAUGUUCCUGCAGCUGAUUGUGAUGCCCUGUUCAAUUCCGAGGAGAAGCUGUAUCAGUGCAUCAUCCAAAUGCUACAGCUGCAAUGGGACCCAGGUGAUUGCUUUGUUUCAGUUUGGCGACAUGAAAAUCUUGCAAGCACACAUGAUGUCUGCCCCGGGCUUGGUAUUACCACUCUUCAAGUGACAUGGGAUCCCGGAGGUUCGGCACAAUAUCAGUUUGUGGACCAGGCUGAAGACUGGGUUCUAGAUGUUUUGCGAGUUCCAUGGGAUCCCGACGGCACUUUACAACAUCGACUUGAGGGCAAGUCGAAUCUUAUGGGGGAGGGAUUGUUAGCGACCUGGGCCUCGCUGGGCCUCAGGCACUACCCAGCCCACGAAGGAGAUGCACUACAUAUACAGGGGAAGGCCUCCACGAGCAACUUGGCUUGGACCGGAACGGAUCGGCGGCUUCGGCCGAGACUCUCUCUCUCGCUAGGAUAGCUCCUGUUCAUCGUCUCCCCCUAAUCCCCUUCUUCUUGAUAAUCCUCUGUAAUUCAUGCUUGUAAUUGAUGAAUCAGUGAUGAAUCGAGAGGGACAGUAGUUUGAUCCUCA